AUGGACAAUCGUUUCAUGAUGAAUCCUUUUGAAGCGCUGAAGCUUACUGCCGAGGACCGGAACAAACUCGUGGAGAUCACUGAUGCGAUAAUCAUGGAAAAAUUUGACGAAUAUGUAGAGCACUUGAGCAUUGGCAAGAUGGUUGAUCUCAGUCGCUGGAAGAAGUUUACCAAGUCGGGACCUACGACGUCGUAUCUAGAGCGAAAGUCUUCGAGUCCUAACUCAAAGCUGCCACAACUACUAAUGGUCGGUCCACUACCUGGCUCUCUGGACGAGAACAUGUUCGGCAUCGUCAACCCGACCAUCGAGUCAAUGCGAAUCAAGUCGUCUUACCUAAAGGACUUUAACGCUGCGGCUGUGUUAGCCACGAUAAUUGAGCCAACAGUGGACGACCCGUUCCGAUCAGUAGUGGUCAAGUGGAUGGAGAUAGACAUCCCGCUUGCUUCCAUCGGCCUUGUGCGCAAUCGAGACUACGUUUACAUUGAAAGUACCGGGAUCCAGCGUCUUGAGAAUGGUGAGAGAUUGGGUUAUCACCUCUUGCAUUCCGUCAGUUUUCCUGAAGCGCAUGAACUUCCGAAUCGUGUACGAGGCAACAUGUCGCUCUGCGGUAUCUUCCACCAAGAAGUACCUGAUCGGACCGAUUGUCGUGGAACAGGUAUCAUCGACCCGGGUGGUGAUAUGAUUCGAUCCAUGGCCGUCAUGGGUAUGGUGCAGGCGACGAUGGCAGGACUCAAAUACUCAUACUGCGGCCAGAUGAAGAAGCUGGCGUGGCUACUGGAACAGAAGCAGACCGAGGGCAGUGAAAAAGGCAUACCGGCAUACAAUCCGUUCUGUGUGACGUGCAUGAAGGGUAUCAAGCACUCGAGACUUAAUGGGCCCAUCAAUACGUGCAAGUUAUGCUUUGGUGCACUUUGUAGCUCAUGUAAGAUUUCAAAGAAGUUAAGUUUCAUUGCGCCAGACCUUGCUCUUGCACACCGCAAGGUCACAUUCUGCGUCAAGUGUAUGGUUGGAGCGACUCAAAUGGACACACAAGAAGCUGCCCGAGAGCAGUUCGUGUAUAAGAAGUCAGUUGAUCCAUCAAUUUAUGGUCCAUCGAUUACUUCUGAUAUGAACACGUACUUGAAAAGCACAAUGACUUCGGUGACCGAGAACUCCGAUUAG
Molecule: messenger RNA, 1161 nt
Organism: Peronospora belbahrii
Lineage: Eukaryota; Oomycota; Peronosporomycetes; Peronosporales; Peronosporaceae
Source: the annotation of a GenBank genome assembly